Molecule: messenger RNA, 672 nt
Organism: Lytechinus variegatus (green sea urchin)
Lineage: Eukaryota; Metazoa; Echinodermata; Echinoidea; Temnopleuroida; Toxopneustidae
Product: ankyrin repeat domain-containing protein 29-like
Exons: 5
Coding region: 1-672 (223 amino acids)
Molecular function (GO): protein binding
Source: RefSeq, a predicted model, not a curated record
AUGGAGCUGAUGUCGAAAAGACUACCUCAGAGGGGCAAACACCCUUACAUCUCGCUGCCUCACAGGGACUUCUUAAGUCAAGGAGCUGAAGUGAAUAGAGAGGAGAAAGAUGGUAGUACUGCAUUACACAUUGCAUCUCAGAAUGGUCACCUUGAUGUCACCAAACAUCUCAUCAGUCAAGGAGCUGAUGUGAAUAAAGGGAAUUAUAAUGGUUGUACUGCAUUAUACAUUGCAGCUCAGAAUGGUCAUCUUGAUGUCACCAAACAUCUCAUCAGUCAAGGAGCUGAUGUGAAUAAAGGGAAUUAUAAUGGUAGUACUGCAUUAUACAUUGCAGCUCAGAAUGGUCAUCUUGAUUCUCAGAAUGGUCAUCUUGAUGUCACCAAACAUCUCAUCAGUCAAGGAGCUGAUGUGAAUAAAGGGAAUUAUAAUGGUAGUACUGCAUUAUACAUUGCAGCUCAGAAUGGUCAUCUUGAUAAUGGUCACCUUGAUGUCACCAAACAUCUCAUCAGUCACGGAGCUGAUGUGAAUAAAGGGAAUUAUAAUGGUUGUACUGCAUUAUACAUUGCAGCUCAGAAUGGUCAUCUUGAUGUCACAAAACAUCUCAUCAGUCAAGGACUCAGAAUGGUCAUCUUGAUGUCACCAAACAUCUCAUUAGUCAAGGAGCUGAUGUGA